This is a messenger RNA of Arabis nemorensis, 1173 nucleotides long. The record is from the annotation of a GenBank genome assembly. NCBI's taxonomy places the organism in Eukaryota, Viridiplantae, Streptophyta, Magnoliopsida, Brassicales, Brassicaceae.
AUGGUUGAAACCGUGCCUGCAUUAACCGAAGUAGAUCAGGUUAACUGCUCUUCUUCGUCUUACUCUGAAGCGGAAGGUGAUGACGAUGGAGAAGAUGAUAAAGAGUCACCUGGAAGCAGGAUUAGUCUGAGUCCUGGGUAUGCUAGAGAUGCAUCUGUUGAUGGCAUAAUAGCUGAUGAUGGUGAAAUUGAGGUUCCAAACAGUACUUAUGGUUGGGAUGAAGAAAUUGAAGAUGUACAAGUUGAGAACAGGGUGAAACUUAUUAAUGAAGAACGCGCAUUCCAUAGUGAAAUAUUUGUUGGUGGAGCGACAAAAGCGGAUCUGAUUCAUAUGCGAAAGGAAGAGGAGGAGAAGAAUGCUAAAGCCAAACAACGAAAAGCUGGUGUUAGUGUGGAAGAAGGCAACGUUGAUACUGAUAGAAAUGGUUGUUUUGAUAUUGAUUUCAAUGUGAUUGCGGAGUUAAUAUCUAGUAAAAUGAAAGAAGAAUUUAGUGUUUUGGGUUUGCAAGUUAAUUCUUGCAUUAAAAAAAUUGAAGUUUUGAAAAGCAAGCUUGAUUUUCUGAAGAUGGACAUUACCGACGGUCUAGAUACGAAGUUUGACCAGAUGCUAACCAUUAUGAAGGAGCAUAUAUCAAAUGUUGUCUCGGAUUUAUGUCAGAAGGGAACUAGUUUUGGUGGUCUUAGUGGUGACACCCCGGUGUUACCUUCUAGUGAAGCUUAUUUCUCACCUAAUGCCAAUAAUGUUGGGGAUAAUCCUGCUCCAGGGUUAGAUGAUCAAGAAAAUGAGGCUGACCGAGUUAUCAACUCUGUUAUCGAAGAAAUCCACAAUAGCAUGCAUGCCUCUACCACGGCUACAGAGGAUACGGUAGGGGUUGACAAUGGUGUUGCUGACAUCUCCCUUGGUGAUGUGGAGCUUGGAAAGAGCAACCUUAGUGUAGAGGGUCAAGGUGGUGCUAUGGAUGUUGAUUGUAAUGGGAAGAUGGAGACUGUUGUUGAGUGUGACCCUGUUGGAACUGUUAGUCAUGGAGAUAAGGGGGAUGUUGACUGUGUAACGGAGGCGGUUGAGGAACUAGCUCCUGAUUCUGGUGGGAUUUGCCGUAAGAGCAAAAGGCAGAAGACCAUUCCGCCGUCAUUGGUUGAUGAUUAUCAGUGUGACAUGCACAUUGUACAGUGA